CUUCAUCUUGUUUCUGGGGAUGCCAGGACGACUGCCUCAUGCUGUCCUUUUUCCCUUCGUCUGGCGUCGAUGGCAUGCAUCUGUCUUCCCAACGGAUCGGCGUCGCAUGCCGUUUUCCUUUCUGAAUGAUGGGGCGCACAUUUCUCCAGAUUCGCGCAGUGAACCGAUGGCACCGAGCGGAGAUUGGCUUGCGGUGCAGAGGGGCCGAACCGCCGCAGAGCGGAAGCGGGGUCGUUUCGGUAUCCGAGAUUGAGGUGCGAUUUCUUCCUGCAGCUAUAUAAUGCGACAGUAUACCCGCCUUCGAAUAUAAGAGGAUUCUUGCAAACGCAUUUUUUGUAACUCCGUCGUAUGUACAUGGGUUUAGGAAGUCUGACCUAGCUUUUUAGCAAUUUAUUAUUCCCUGCGUCAGCAGGCGGCGUAUGUUGCGUCCGGACACGCAGCAAUAAGGAUGGAUCGGGUACGAACUGCACCAGCAGCAGCAGCAGCAACGGUUUCCCUUUUAGAUAGUGUGUAUUCAAACAGCCUCGGACGGUCCGACCAGCCCUUUGGUAGCCACGCUUUGCUGGUACUGGUCGCUCGCGUUCUUUCCCGGGUUCAGGCCUUCAUCCCGGCUCCGGCUCAGCAGGAGGACGGACGGACCCUGUGCAGCGGUGCAGCAGCAACGGGGUUGGCAAUUGGCAAUUGGCAAAAAGAACUUGCAAUAUUGUCCGUCGGAUAUGCGUGCAGCGAGGAAGAGUCGGUGGCAAAAUAGGUGUGGUGUUUUUGUAAGUGCUUGGAGGAUGCUAUAUGAAUUGAUAUUGCACUUGGUACGUAAAGGGAUGGGAUGGGGUCUGCAGGAUCUCUUGGGAUCUCUUGGGAUUUUUUUUAAUUUUUUUUCCAGCGGAGGAAGAGGAGGUGUGUUGUCCUUCCCACGGGGUUAUUAUGUUUUAUUAGAGACCUG
Messenger RNA from Westerdykella ornata, 940 nucleotides. RefSeq lists its product as uncharacterized. NCBI's taxonomy places the organism in Eukaryota, Fungi, Ascomycota, Dothideomycetes, Pleosporales, Sporormiaceae. Bases 449 to 751 code for a protein of 100 amino acids. The record is from RefSeq and is a predicted model, not a curated record. The transcript has a single exon.